Molecule: messenger RNA, 4630 nt
Organism: Quercus lobata
Lineage: Eukaryota; Viridiplantae; Streptophyta; Magnoliopsida; Fagales; Fagaceae
Product: kinase superfamily with octicosapeptide/Phox/Bem1p domain-containing protein
Exons: 9
Coding region: 607-4002 (1131 amino acids)
Biological process (GO): signal transduction; protein phosphorylation
Cellular component (GO): cytoplasm
Molecular function (GO): ATP binding; protein kinase activity; protein binding
Source: RefSeq, a predicted model, not a curated record
CCACGUGGGACACUACCUGGCACUCGGGCAUCGCAUCUCUCUCUCUCUUUCUCUCUUUCUCUCUUUCUCUCUCUCUUGCCCCCAUUGCCUAUGGCGGUCCUUCUUCACCACCUCCAUUCCUAAUCACCAUCAGCACCCUUCAUCUUCACCACAUAUCCCUAUCCUACUCAUUCUCUCUCUCUCUCUCUGCUAGAUCACUAGCUCACUGCACAGCUUUCAAUAAAACCCCCCACAGCUUCUGAUAAACUCUUCCUCCAUAUUCUAUAAUUGUUUUUUUUUUUCUUUCAGAAGAUUCCCUCCUCAGCUUCUCUUUGAGUCCUUUUCAUAUUCGCCAAUUCAGGUACCCAUCAGUUUGUUUCUCUGCCUUUUGGAUUAAUCAGUCUAACUGGGUAUUCGUUUGGGACGUUGGAUCUGUUUUCACAAUCUGGGCUGGUGAGGUUCAUUGUUGUUUUGAUAAAGUUUUGGUUUUUAUUGUGAUUUUCUUCAAUUUGUAGCCAUGGUUGUUGGGAAAUGUGAUGGUUUCUGAGCUUUUAACAAUGGGGAAUUCUUAUCAAUUUGGGUUAGUGAAAUUUGGCCUUUUAAGCUAUAUGAUGUGACAAAUACUCUAUGUGUAAUAAAGGGAUUGUAUAUAAGAGCCAGUUUGAGUCUGAGUCUGAGAAUCCUAUAACAUAUCAGCAACAACAACCUUACCAAUCUGUAUAUUUGAUGAUGGAUAGCCCAACAUCAGCCAUGGGUUCUUCAACCCCUUGUUCGAAUGAUGAAACCACGCGUGUUAAAUUUUUGUGUAGUUUUUUAGGGAGUAUAUUGCCCCGUCCCCAAGACGGGAAGCUCCGGUAUGUGGGCGGGGAGACCCGAAUUGUUUGCGUGGCGAGAGAUAUUAGUUUUGAGGAGUUGAUGGGUAAAAUGAGGGAGCUUUAUGAUGGGGCGGCGGUAUUGAAAUACCAGCAGCCUGAUGAGGAUCUUGAUGCUCUUGUAUCGGUUGUAAAUGAUGAUGAUGUGAUUAACAUGAUGGAAGAGUAUGAUAAGUUGGGUUCGGGUGAUGGGUUCACUAGGCUUAGGAUUUUUCUGUUUUCACAUCCCGAACAAGAGGUUUCGCCCCACUAUGUUGAUGGUGGGGAUGAUAGGGAGACUGAGAGGAGGUAUGUGGAUGCUUUGAAUAAUAUGAAUGAUGGUUCUGAGUUUAGGAAGCAGCAGCAAUCUGAUUCCCCUAGGAUUGGUCCAGUUGAGGAUAUACAUGUUGGGGAGCAGUACUUUAACCCGGUAGGUGUGGAGGGUGGCCUUCAUAGCCAAAGGGCUUCUGAGAUAUCAAUGCUACAGUUUAACUUGCGUCACCUCACGAUUCCUCAUAUGGGAUCUGCACCACACCAGCCUCAGAGGUAUACCGAAAUGGAAGCUCCAUGGAGCCCUGCAUACUAUUCUCCUAGGCAUCCUGGGCACCAUGAUCCAAGACAAUUGGCAGAGUAUCCAUCUUCCCCUUCUUCUGCACGUUACCGUAUGCCAUUGUCUGAUUUAACAGAAAAAGGCUUAGAUAGAAUGCCAGAAGAAUAUUCUCGGCAGCAAGUGAGUCACCAGCCCACGUAUGAACACCAGCCACAAUAUUCUGAAAAUGUUAUGUGGGUGCCAAGUGGAGCUAUAUCAGGUGAUAAGUCUGGUUUUCCUGGUAACAUUUUUCAUGGCCCCAAUGUCGUUGAAGGGAACAGUGUUUGUGAGAAUUGCCGGAUGGCUUUCCAAAGAAAUCAACCGCAUUUGGAGCAUGGGCUUCUCCAGGUCUCUAAUCCAUGUGCUGAGUGUCCCCCAAAUAGAGAGACUUUCAUGCUGAAUACAGAUGCCAAGUCGCACCAUGGGAUUUACCCUAGUGAGCAGAAUCAUGAUCUUCGAUCUGUUUAUAAUGAAGCUCAAAAUCAUGAGAGAGGAUGGAUUCUGCAGAACAAUUUGAAUGCUCGGGUUGAUGAAGUCAGAGUACAUGCAUCUGGAGCUCCAAGAGUGAAUGAUCACUACAUUGGUGAUGGAGCAGGCAUGAAUUUCCCUAUGGGUCAUGGUAAUUUAGCUGAUGGACAUCCUCCUCCAUCAAAUUAUGCUUAUCACCGAGCUGGACCUGAAAUGGGGAAUGAUGUAUUGCAUGACCAAGCUGUGGCUGCUGUACCCCACAUGCACAUACCUCCUCAUGAAGAAAGUGGGAUCCGGUAUGGAAAUUUGCCUUAUGCUUAUGGAGUAGAUAAUCUUUACCCUGUGUCACAUGGAAAUGUACCUGGACAUGCCUUAUGGAGAACUAAUUCGCAGCAUGUUGCUGCCCCUUAUGAAGCAUCCAGUGCACCUCAGCAAGUGAAUGGUACAGCUAAUCCAGGAUUUGUCAGGCCGGAGGGUAGUCCAAGAUUCUGUGUUUGCGUGGACAAUCAUAUUCCUCGGGUAGAGUCCUCACAAAAAAUAUUGGGUUUUGAUGGGUCAGCCAUGCCAGAAUAUUCUUAUAGCCAUUCUUUAAAAUUGAACCCAAACUCAUUCAGUAAGGAAAGUCUCUAUUCAUCUCGACCCCAGCCUGAGAUGGUCAACUUUGCCACCCCCUUGGGACCUGUGCCACCAUCAGAUUCAUCUUCAACUUUGAUUCAUGAUAAAGUGGUUUCUUCAUUAGCUCCUGGUUACAAUCCUGAUUCAAGAAAGGAUACCAGUAUCACUGAAGUGGCAAGGUUGGAUGGGAAAAGUAUAAUUGGAGAAGAAAAAGAGGCAAAUCAAAUAGAAAAAGUUGAGAACUCUGAAUUGCAGAAUAUUUCUCAUCUAGAGCAAAUGAAAAUUGAUAAUAACAACUGUCCGGAGACUUCUCUCGGUUCUACCAAUUCAGUCUGCUUGAAGCCUGCAGAAGAGAGUGGUGCGAAACUGGGUGAAAAAGUCAUUUCUGCACCUCCUGAAGAUUCAAAGCUUUCAGCUGGACAUUUGAAUUUCUUACCUGAGUUGAUUGCUUCUGUGAAGAGGGCAGCAUUAGAAGAAGCUGAAGAGGUCAAAGUGAAAGUCGAAGAAUGUGCUGACCUUAAAGAAGCAACUGGAAAGGAAAUAGAAUCAGCGAAUGCUCAUGGGGAUCAAGAGUUGGAUUUUGAUAAUGACAAUGUGGAUACCUCCAAGAUCGAGCCAACAAAAGCGGAGGCAGAAGCUCUUGACAGGGGAUUACAGUCAAUAAAGAAUGAUGAUCUAGAGGAAAUCCGGGAAUUAGGUUCUGGAACGUAUGGGGCUGUUUAUCAUGGGAAAUGGAAGGGUUCUGAUGUGGCAGUAAAGAGAAUAAAAGCCAGUUGUUUUGCGGGGAGACCUUCUGAAAGGGAACGUUUGAUUGCGGAUUUCUGGAAGGAGGCUUUGAUAUUGAGUUCAUUACAUCAUCCAAAUGUUGUUUCUUUCUAUGGAAUUGUUCGUGAUGGUCCUGAUGGAUCUUUAGCAACUGUGACAGAGUUCAUGGUUAAUGGAUCUUUAAAACAGUUUUUGCAGAAGAAAGACAGGACUAUUGAUCGUCGUAAGAGACUCAUCAUAGCUAUGGAUGCUGCAUUUGGGAUGGAGUAUUUGCAUGGAAAGAACAUUGUACAUUUUGAUUUGAAAUGCGAAAAUUUGUUGGUGAAUAUGAGAGAUCCACAGCGUCCUGUGUGCAAGAUUGGUGAUUUGGGCUUAUCAAAGGUAAAACAGCACACUUUAGUGUCAGGAGGUGUCCGUGGAACUUUACCUUGGAUGGCACCUGAGCUUCUCAGUGGGAAAAGCCAUAUGGUGACAGAGAAGAUUGAUGUUUACUCGUUUGGGAUUGUUAUGUGGGAGUUACUCACGGGUGAUGAGCCUUAUGCAGAUCUGCAUUGCGCUUCCAUAAUUGGUGGAAUUGUAAACAACACAUUGCGCCCACAAAGUCCAACAUGGUGUGAUCCUGAAUGGAAGUCUCUGAUGGAAAGUUGUUGGGCUUCUGAUCCAGCAGCUAGGCCAUCGUUUUCGGAAAUCUCUCAGAAGCUGAGGAAUAUGGCUGCAGCGAUGAAUGUGAGAUAAAUCCAAUCUUGAAGAAGUAGGUUUCACUUCUUGCCUCGUAUGUUGAGCAAGAAUUUAAGAAAGAGGAAAAUAAAAUGAAGCAUAGACUUUGCACUAUAAAGCACCCUACUGGUUUCUAAAGUAUACGCAGGCUAGUUGUGUAAUUUUAUGCCUUGGUUCAUUUUUGACAAACCUUUUCUAGUACUGCAGUGAGAACGGUAUUUAUUCUUUAUAGAGUGCAAUUUAAGCUCUCAGAAUGGGUUCUGCCAGCAGAAGAUUUCAUUUUACCCCAAGGAGAGCUUGGACUGCAUGAUUAAAAUGAUGGCAUUGCUGAUACAUGUUCUAUUAUUAUUGGAGGCUGGACUCAGCUUUUUGGAUGGAUGUUUAUAUAUAUGAAUGGUAAUCGCAGUAUUAUAAGCUUUAUCUUUAGAAAAUAGUGAUGCAUAUACUGCUGUAACUCUGAUGAAACAGGAAACUAACUUGUUAUGGUUAAGUUUCUCUCUCUAUCCUUUUUGUUGUUAUCUUGUUAUAUGAAAUUUUACACCUAGAGAUUUGAUACCUAUAUGUGCCAAAUAUACUUUGGCUAUUGGAGAUGUAAAAGAGUAUAGUAUAUGAUUAUUUUUUUAAGGAACUCCUUGCCUUUUCUAUU